AUGCUUACUAUCAGCCCAUUGCUGCUCGCACGCCAAACCAUUUUUCGCCUCCCGAUAGUUUGCACAAGCCGAACCUUUUCUGCAAUGCCUCCGACCAAGCUUCCAGAAUCCUCGCCCAACUUUGCGAGCGAAGAUGGUCGCUAUCAUCGGCAAACGUCCGACUUCUUACACCAUGUUGCUAAGGGCACAAAGUUUGAGCCGGAAGUAGGUCGCUACAAGCUUAUCGUUUCCCUCGCCUGCCCAUGGGCGCAUCGUGCUUUGAUUGUACGCCACCUGAAGCGCAUGCAUGAGGUAGAGAACUUGCUCCCACUCACUAUCGUUGACACAUUUCUUGGGCGAGAGGGCUGGAGCGUCGCGCAUCUAAACGUCGAUCGACCUAAUGUGCAUGGAACGGGCAACAACAUUCCUGGGCAUGAAUCGAAGCGAUUCCUCCGUGAAUUUUACCUCGAGGCGGAUCCAUCGUACGCGAAGCGGCCGACAGUGCCCGUUUUGUGGGACAACAAGCUCAAUACAAUUGUCAAUAACGAGUCCUCGGAAUUGAUUCGCUGCCUGAAUACGGCGUUCGAUGACUUUCUCCCGGAGGAGGUGCGCGGCGUCACGUAUUAUCCGGAAGAUCUACGCAAGGAUAUCGAUGCAUUUCAUGAGUGGGUUCUUCCAAAUAUCAACAAUGGGGUCUACCGCAGUGGAUUUGCCUCCAGUAUGGACGCAUACCAAGAGGCGGUAAUCCCACUCUUCGAAAGUCUCGAACGUGUCGACAAGGAAAUUGGAAAUAAAAAGUUUGUGAUGGGCGACCGCCUGACGGAAGCGGACAUUCGCCUGUUUACGACGAUUGUCCGUUUCGAUCCGGUGUACCAUGGCCAUUUCAAAUGCAAUAUCCAGCAAAUUCGCGGUGGCGGACUACCGAAUCUGCACCGCUGGCUUCGUGAGAUGUACUGGACAAUCCCCGCCUUCAAGGAAACUACUUGCUUCGAAAGUAUCAAAGUGCAUUACUAUAGCAGCCAUGUGAACAUCAACCCAACCAGCAUCGUGCCUGUUGGUCCGAUCCCGCCCAUCAUGCCACUUGACGCUUAA
Molecule: messenger RNA, 1071 nt
Organism: Malassezia globosa CBS 7966
Lineage: Eukaryota; Fungi; Basidiomycota; Malasseziomycetes; Malasseziales; Malasseziaceae
Exons: 1
Coding region: 1-1071 (356 amino acids)
Cellular component (GO): cytoplasm
Molecular function (GO): glutathione transferase activity
Source: RefSeq, a predicted model, not a curated record